GAAGUAUGGUGUGGGCAUUUUCAAUUAGUACGUUACUUUCCGCCUCUGUAUGCAGAACAUAGACCUUGGGAACAUUCCUUGUAUGAAAUGGCAUUCGUUAAUGGUACAAUAAAUAGAUCUCGGUCUUGUGAGGAAGUACCUCUCAACACGGACUUCGGUCAAUCUAAUUAUACCAAUCUUCAAGGUUACUCAACUAAACUUUUAGUACCUGUUAAUAAACAAUUUAUUGACCACUUAGGUUCAAAAAAUCUUUCGGGACCUCAGGGAAAGUUCGGGGGGUUCGGAAGUCACUAUGAAAUCUACACUUCCAAAUCUCUUAAUGAUAUACUAGACUAUCAGAUGCACUCAGGGAAUAAGACGCAUACACUUCAUCGACAUAAAAGUUCGUCGGGGUUGCUUUUGAACGAUAAUUUUUCAAGCAAUGCUUCGUCGUCCGAAAGUUUGAAUGAUGUAAACUAUGAAAACGGACAUUCAGACGAAGAAAAUCUUCCUGGUGCACGCAAACGUCAUGGUCUCCGUGAAGUUACUGACAAUUCAGAUGACGUCUCAGGGAAGAGCGUGAGUUUGGUACACUCAUGUAGUGAUUUCAACAGUUAUUGGAGUGAAAACGAGGAAGGUCAUGACGUCAGGAAUAGUGACGAUUCUGCUGUGAAUAGUGUGCUAGACGGUGUAACCAAACUUCAUGUUAAUGAAAAAGAAAAUAAUUCGUUACCGCAGGAAGGUACUGAUGCUGCAGACAUAGAUUUUGACGUUGAUGCUGAUCAGGACAAAACAAAUCCAGCGUACAUACCACGAGGUGGGAGGUACUAUAUGCAUGACCAUCGUACACUAGAAGAAGACGUUGUAGUGGUUAAAAAGCGAGAAAGUAACCGACGAUGGCAGCAUGACAAAUUUAAUUAUUAUGAUCAAGCCCCAAGGUCUACAGAGGAAAUCAUAUGGAGGUAUGGGUACGAUAUUCGUAAAGAAAACAUAUGUCCGUUGGCAAAUAAGUCUGAUCCUAAUGAUGGAAGUAACGUCCCUACGACAACCUCCACCCCCUGCGAGACUAAUGAGACAUACCAUUCUUCACAUCAACCGAGUCAAGUAACCAGUACCAAAGUGCGAAACAGUGUGUUGUGCGGUAACGAAAGUCAAAAGCGUUCUGCUAGAACCCAAGGAAAAACCAUCACAUACUCUAGCAUCAAGUAUAAUGGUUAUAGCCGCUUUACAAAGAGCGACUGCCAUGGACGCAAUUUCUCCACACGGAAAGAUUCAGUUACGGAUGAGUUUCAAACUCAAGCUUCUUCAAGGCCCAUAAAAGAGGAUUCUCUAUCUGGAACUAAUGUGCAUCGCAGUCAUCCUACUCUGACCCUUGAUAUGAAGCCUGCUUAUUCAACUAACACACAUGAUUCAUAUUGUAAACAUCAACAGGGUUUAAACCAUUCAUAUUACACAUCCAACUCCAAUCUUUCCAGACGUAAUAGGGAAGACUCGUCAAAGCCCCCAGUCUCAAACUAUCAGUAUGUCAGUAAGAAACAGGCCAUUAACUUCGCUCCAGUAAACACAAAAAUCAGAAGAGUUUACAAACCUCAAGUAAUAAAACACUCAAGUCACAUCCGCGAACAAGUAAAACGUGGAGAAAGAGUUCCAAAACGGUAUUCUGCUGUCCGACAAAAUGUAUCUAACAUUGAUUCAUCUACCGAUAAAAAAACGCCAUUGCGGCUUCCAUCUCCUGUACACACUGAAGAGUCGUGUGGUUCUGUUGACGUUAAGGACUUAGUGGUUACAAAGUUAGGCACCCCAGGAAAUGUAGAUGAGGUUACUCAACUACAUAAAUCUGCAGCAGACUGUAAAGACGUAAUUGCAACUCAAGAUCAGGUUUGCACUAAAAUCACUGGUAUCAACACGUUUAGUCAACAAAAAGCGAACCCUCAACCAGUCAGUAUCAGUGUGCAUCCAGUUUCUCUAACACAUUUCCAGCCCUCCAUAGAAUAUAGCAGACGUAUUCCUACGGAAUAUUCAUCUGUCAAUCCACAUUUACAAACUAUAUAUUGCCCAGAUAUAUUUCAGCAUGAUCCACGCUAUCAACCUCCAAGCACUGUGAUGUCAAACUACGUACUACCUAAUGCUCAUCAAGCUCAGAUACAUCGUUUAUAUGGAAAUGGAAUUCAUAAUAUGAAUUUACCAGUGCCAGUAGCCACGACUCUUUGUUUUGAUCAUGUGCCAUGUGGAGUCACAAGUAAGUUCUCUUCAAUAUGCUUAGUUAUUUAUUUUGGAAUUUAUCCGGGUAAUUAUUAAUUAAAAUUCCACUUUGUAAUAAACGUAGCUUGGAGCUAACAGAAACUCUUCCUACAAAUCAUUUACAUGACAUUUCACCAGUAUUUUGUAACUUCUUACUAGGUACUGCAUUGUAUAUGUCAAUAAACGUAGACUGAAGCAUAAGACAGUUGCCCACUAGAUGCAUACUACUGAAUAUAUCUAACGGAUUAUCUUACCGAAGUUCGGAUGACGAUCUGACACUACUAAUUUUGGUUUCCACAUGGUUUGUUUAUCAAACUAUGAUUCUUGAGGAGGGAAGCUACCAUGUGAAGAUUUUAUUUCAAUAAGGAUUUAAUCAAUACGUGAUGAAGCGUGUCAAACUAAAUACGUACUCAGUUACAAAGUCAUAGCAACUACAGAGCCAACACUGCUAAGAACCACAAGCACAAUUUGUGAUGCUAAUAUGUACCACAACUUUAUUCUUGUAAUACCAAGUUUUGUUAUUUUUUGAAAGGUGGAUCUAAAUAUUCCACAUAUACGAACUCAGAUAUUACAAGUGUACUGCAAAAAAAAUGGUAUAAGCUUACUCGAAGUUACACUAUAGAACUCUAUAUUUUUGUUAGUAAGGUUGUAUCCAACACAGUUUCAUAAUGUGCAUUGAAAACGUUAGUGUUUAUUAGUCGGUUUCCCCUUUCUAGUUGAUCGUUUUAGUUUAUGUAAACUGGGUGAAUUUUGAAAGAUUGGAAAUCUACUAUUGACGAUGAUGAGUUUUUAAGUAGUAGGUGAUUAGAGCCGGGUUUUGGAAAAUAUAUGAUUAUUAGAUAGAGAGGGUAAAGACAAGCACUAUGGUAAUUUGUUGCUGAACUGGUUGUAAUUAUGAUAUCCACUUUAGCUGCAAAGAAAAGUAACAUUCCUAGCUUUCCACACGAUUUUUUGAUUAACACCACAUAUACUGUCAUAAUAAGCUCAACAAAAUAUACCGUAAGCCUAACAAAGUGUUAAAUGAUUUAAGGUUACAAAAUUUCUGGUAUUGUCAAGUUCUGGAUAGCAAUAACUGGAGACCUAUACGAUAUUUAUCUUCAUCAAAUUUCAUAAAUUCUAACCAGUGAGUAAAUAAUGCGUAAAAUGUAUAUCAUUAUUUUACAAAAUACCUUUAAUAUUUCCAGAUGACCCUAGUCAAACAUACGUGAUGCACUUAGGUAUGACUGCGGUGGAGCCUCACUGGAAUAGCGAGGAAAAACCAGUGUUCAACCGAAGAUUCCCGAAGAAACCAUUGGAAGUUAUUGAUCCUCGUGACGGAACAAGAGUUAAUAAAGUUGCACUUUCUGAAACGCAGUAGCAUGACUCAAAUCGUGUUAAUUUUAUAUACAAAUUUUCAAUGUGCAUGUAUAUUUAUCAUGUCUUGCCUUGAAAAGUUAGUAAAUAAUAACUAAUCUUUAUGCAAAUCCCAAACUGUAGAUAUAACUUUCCCAGUUAUUAUUUCUGUAACUAAAUGUUCCAAGCUUUGUGCUUUUCUAAAUUACUUCCAGUGUAGUCACGAUUGCGAACUAUUUUUUGAAUAUUUCAAUCAAAUAAAAACUAUAAGCGUUUUAUU
Messenger RNA from Schistosoma bovis, 3832 nucleotides. The record is from the annotation of a GenBank genome assembly. Lineage: Eukaryota; Metazoa; Platyhelminthes; Trematoda; Strigeidida; Schistosomatidae.